Procambarus clarkii (red swamp crayfish) is the source of this 1165-nucleotide messenger RNA. NCBI's taxonomy places the organism in Eukaryota, Metazoa, Arthropoda, Malacostraca, Decapoda, Cambaridae. The record is from RefSeq and is a predicted model, not a curated record.
GAUGCAACACUGGAUGAUCCUGGCGUCUGCGCACCGGGACCCGCCUCACAACACUGAAGCUUCACUCAUAGGCAUAACUAUAGUUCAUUAGAUUAUUCAGAUUUACUCAGAAUUUGAAAGUGACUCUCCUUGUCUGAAAACAAUUUUACCGUGUAAUUAAACCCUUGCAGUCAAGGUUUAGAAGAAGUAAAUAUAAACCAAUAUGAGAGGUGAGCAAGCAGAGGAAGACGAAGGCGGAGGUGGAGUGAGGCCCCGCUGGUUCAGCAGGAGCUGCUGGAGGAGCCUCGCUCACCAGCCGGCGAGGUCUGGUGGGAGGCUCUCUGCGGCCUCACUCACCACCUGCAUCCUCAUCCUCGCCUGUUGCACCUGUGUUACUUGCCGCUCUGUCGUCAUACACUCCACCUCGUCCGCCGCCCACAACAACCCGAGUGACAAUGUCUUUGACCUUCCAGUUCGUGGCUUCAAACUCCCUACUAACUUUAACAAGUCAAAAAUGGAAAACGCAGUUGGUAUUGCUGCUACUAAUACUUCAGUUGAGACGUCUGGUUCCAUUGGUGACCAAGUUGGUAUUGGCGCUACUAAUACUUCAGUUGAGACGUCUGGUUCCAUUGGUGACCAAGUUGGUAUUGGCGCUACUAAUACUUCAGUUGAGACGUCUGGUUCCAUUGGUGACCAAGUUGGUAUUGGCGCUACUAAUACUUCAGUUGAGACGUCUGGUUCCAUUGGUGACCAAGUUGGUAUUGGCGCUACUAAUACUUCAGUUGAGAUGUCUGGUUCCAUUGGUGACCAACGUUUCUUCUAUGAUCUAGAGGGAGACACCUGGACGAGGGCGGCCUCUCCUCAACAACCACCCAAGGCGAGGCGAGCCAUUGAGUCAUUAACUGUCAACACCGCAAAUGCUUCUACUGCGACCCUCUCCUCCGCCACCCACCACAGCCACGAGUCUAAAACUAUUAUGAAUCUUCUCAACUCACCGACGCCGUCUCUCGCCAGUCCUGCGGACUCGACGUCCCUUACAGGUGAACCAACACCGACCUCCUCCCUCACUACUGUAACUGAACUAACAGGAACCUCCUCCUUCACUACAGUAACAGAACAAACAGUGACCUCCCACACUACUGUAACUGAGCCAACAGCGACCUCCUCCCAAACUACUCGACUGUAA